UAAGUUGAAUAAUCAAAGGCAAAAGGAAGAAGCAAAACCAAACGCAAAUUUUUUGGAAGGCAAAACCAAACGCAGUGCGUGUGUUCUUCUCUGAAGUCUGAACCAUUCGUUCCUCUCUCAUAACAUGCCCUCUGCUCAGGAUCCAUUUUACGUUGUCAAGGCCGAGAUUCAAGAUUCUAUUGAUAAGCUGCAAUCUACUUUUCACCAAUGGGAAAGCAAGUCUGGAGCUGCGGAACAAGGACAUCUUACAAAGGAGGUUCUUGCUGGAUGCGAAAGCAUAGAGUGGCAGGUAGAUGAAUUGGAUAAAGCAAUUGCUGUAGCGUCUAGAGAUCCUUCUUGGUAUGGGAUUGAUGAAGCUGAGGUUGAAAGCCGAAGGAGAUGGGCAAGCAGUGCUCGUUCUCAGGUUGGCACAAUGAAGAAAGCAAUGGAAUCUGGCAAGGGCUCAAGUACCACAAGCCAUGCUAGUGUAAAUGGGAUGCGCCGAGAACUGAUGAGGCUACCAAAUUCUCAUCAAACUGAUAGCUCCAACCAGUAUGCUGCCAGAGAUAAUGAUGAUUUCAUACAAUCAGAAUCAGAUAGACAGACGCUUCUUAUAAAGAGACAGGAUGAGGAAUUGGAUGAGCUCAGUGAAAGUGUACGAAGAAUCGGAGGUGUUGGACUCACAAUACAUGAUGAACUCACUGCACAGGAAAAGAUUCUAGAUGAGCUUGGUUCUGAGAUGGACAGUACAACAAAUCGUCUUGAUUUUGUCCAAAAAAAAGUGGCAAUGGUUAUGAAGAAGGCUAGUGCAAAGGGUCAGAUCAUGAUGAUAUUGGGUUUGUUGGCCCUGUUCAUCUUCCUCUUUAUCUUAGUAUUCUUCACCUAGUCAUUGAGAUGGGACCAGUCUCUCUGCUGUUUGUACAUGAAAAGAGAUCUCAUUUUUUUUUGUUGAGAUUCAAGAUUAAUAAUAGACAUGCAUUUAACUAUUCAGUUAAAUGUAAGUCAUUUUGUGCUAUGUAUGUUUCUGGAAGGUUGUAGAAAGUUCUGAUUGUGAUGAAAAUGGGAAGCAAAUAGUUAAGGAUUUAUAGUAGGAUUUUGAUUCUUGACACGGUUGAUUACGUGAAUGAUGCUAGUGAUAUUCGUUGCUUAAACCAUUUUUCUGC
Molecule: messenger RNA, 1142 nt
Organism: Glycine soja
Lineage: Eukaryota; Viridiplantae; Streptophyta; Magnoliopsida; Fabales; Fabaceae
Product: syntaxin-61-like
Exons: 7
Coding region: 125-865 (246 amino acids)
Biological process (GO): Golgi vesicle transport
Cellular component (GO): membrane
Source: RefSeq, a predicted model, not a curated record